AGUCUUUUGGGGGACUACGCUUAGGUCCACCCGACAACAUUCUUGGGCUGACUUCCCGACGGCUCCCGCCUUAGCCCCGCCCCCGUGGACUCGCCAAUCGCUGUGCGCUUGUAGCGGGGGUGGGUGGAGCCUAGGAAAUUCGAACGAAGCCCCGCCCCCCGGGAGCAUAUUCCCGGGAACUGGGAGGUUGUAGAAGAAAAGCAUCCUGCGUGGACGGUCUAAGCUGACUCGCUUCUGCUGACUGGGCAUGGAGGAUCUGAAAGAAGAUGUCAAAUUCAUUGUGGAUGAGACCUUGGACUUUGGAGGGCUGUCCCCAUCUGACAGUCACGAGGAAGAAGACCUAACGGUAUUGGUGAGCCCAGAGAAGCCACUUCGACGGGGCCUCUCUCACCGCAGUAACCCCAAUGCCGCCGUAGCUCCCACUCUCCAGGGUGUGAGGUUCAGUUUGGGCCCCCUCAGCCCGGAGAAGCUGGAGGAGAUCCUUGAUGAAGCCAACCGCCUGGCAGCUCAGCUAGAGGAGUGUGCCCUGCAGGACCGGGAGAGUGCAGGUGCAGGCCCUGGGAAGCCUAGCCCCAGAGCCAAGCCCAGCCCUCGAAGGGAGACAUUUGUCCUCAAGGACAGCCCUGUCCGAGAUCUCCUGCCCACUGUGAGCUCUUGGAGCACACCAUCCCCAAGCAGCCUAACUGGACUCCGAAGCAGUGAUAAAAAGGGGUCAGCCAGGGCUGUUCGGGUGACAUCUGGAAAGAAGCCCCCCAGCACGAAAAAGGAAUCACCCACUUGCAAUCUGUUCCCUGCACCCAGAAGCCCAGCACUCUCUCCUCUUGCACAAUCAAGUCUUCCACCCCGGCGGAAAACUGGGCCCAGCGCACGGACAACAGCAAGCCCACCAGUCCCUGUCAGGCCAGUCCUAGCUCCACAGCCCUCAACUAGCAACUCUCAAUGUUCAUCCCGGCUACAGGGAGCAGCUGCUAAGUCUUCCAGUCGACUACCGGUUCCCUCAGCCAUCCCCAGGCCCGCCACUCGAAUGCCACUCACUAGCCGGAGUGUACCAAAACCUGGCAAAAGUACCCUACCUCCAGAUUCUCUCUCAGCUCGGAAAGGGCUUCCAAGCUCUGCAGGGCACAGAGCUCCUGUUUCCCAGAGAACCAAUCUUCCAACUCCCAGUGCCCCUCGAGGCAGGAUGCAGCCCCUCAGGAAAGCUGCAGUCCCUGGACCUACUAGGUAAAAAAAAAGUCAGGACAACAAGCACGUACGUAUUCAGUAGCGAACCACUACACUACCAUCUUAGCCAUCAAAGACUGGCCCUUCUCCGAGUAGUCCUUACUCCAGCAGAUUCUUGCCCAGAGAUGGGAGGAAUAGUUGCCUCCAGAGUUGAGCUCCGAAGUAGAGACCACGGAGGGUGGAGUAGGUUGAGCUAAAAUCCCUCCCACCCCCACCCUGGCUGAAAGAAGAGAGGAGAGAAAUUCACAAACAAAAUGAGAAACGCAGGCAGAGUGACUUGGCUCCUUCCAUCCCCACUUGUGGUCAGCCCUAGAGAGCUUGACCUUCUUCCCACACCGUGGUUCACCAGCCAUGUACUCGUGAGUGGCCUGCAGAACUAGCCAGGCUCCCUGGUCUCUAGGAGAGGUCUUCUGAAUCGUUUCCUCCGCUGGAUUCUGGCCUGUUUGGAGAAACCAGCCCUGCAGGGCUUGUUUCCUGUGACUCCUCAUAGGCCAAUCAAUGAUAAGCUUACUCAUCAGUCUGCAACUUUUUCUUAAAUAAAAUGAAUUUUUUUAUAUA
Messenger RNA from Cricetulus griseus (Chinese hamster), 1779 nucleotides. The record is from RefSeq and is a predicted model, not a curated record. Lineage: Eukaryota; Metazoa; Chordata; Mammalia; Rodentia; Cricetidae.